Molecule: messenger RNA, 2525 nt
Organism: Misgurnus anguillicaudatus (oriental weatherfish)
Lineage: Eukaryota; Metazoa; Chordata; Actinopteri; Cypriniformes; Cobitidae
Gene: arl14
Product: ADP-ribosylation factor-like 14
Molecular function (GO): GTPase activity; GTP binding
Source: RefSeq, a predicted model, not a curated record
CAGUGUCCACGUGCCCGCAACUUUAACCGCAGCGCUACAUCUGAAGCAACAGUGACGCGCAUCGGGAUGAUGAGAAGUCCAACGACCCUAACAUACCCAGACCAUAGUGACAACCGGGACCAGGUGUAAAUCCCAAGAAUAGCACCAACACUGUGGGGUUCAGUAUGAAAGCUCCAUAUAGUCAUGUUGUUUACCCUGAGUAAUCUUUCUGGAAUUGUCAACCGGGCACAAGGGGGCGUGAACCCAAACAUUUAGUGGCUGGCUGUAAUAUAUACGCGUGUAUUUUGAUCAUUUUGGCAGAAACCUUCGACGCAGCACAGACCAACAUCUCUAAGGAUUUUUGCAUAUAUAUUAAAGAUAUGGGCCAGUGUGCAAGCGAGCAAGUGACCGCGUCACUUACGACGACUAUAAAGUUGACCGAGAAACGGAUUGCUGGCAUUUCUCAUGGAAAACUGCGACCAGAACAGAAUGACACGAGAGCUGGGACUCCAGCGGACAGACGACGACACGGCUGCAACAGUCAUGACGACUGUGCCGGGCUGGUUUUUGUGGCGGAUCCAACUGGUGGGGUGUGGAUAGAUAAAACCCCGGAAAGACAAAGGUAAAUGAUCGCAACUGGAUAAAUAUGGCUCUCCAUUGCUGAAGGAAGUUCCGUUUCUUCCUGAAAUCCAUCCGGAUGAAUAAUCCAGUCAACGGUAUCUGGAAAGUUUGGGAUGGUGUGAUAAGGAUCCGUGAAUGCACGAGAGAAACAUAAUCCAUUAACUUUUCAUUGUACUGAAAUGGAAGCAGUAGGAUGCAUUUCUUUGAACUUUUCUUUCUUUCUUUCUUUUUAAACAAAAGUUUAUAGUUAAUUUUAAUAGGUGCGAUUAUCACCUACUGUACAUGACUCAAACUGAUGAAUGACAUUGAAAGGCUGCUAUAAGUCCAAUUCAAGACAGUAUUAUUUUUUAUUUACUUUCUUUAUAUGGCCUCAUGGCAAGAGGCAACUUUAAUUGUGUUGUUUGUAAUUUUAAUGUUAUAUUAACUAUUUAAUUUCAAUCUAUGUGAAACAAAACAUAGCAUGAAGAAUUUCGAACAUAUUUGACACUAAACUGUGGAAAAGUUUAUGUAAAAUUCAAUGCAGGUUUUCAAAACACACACCGACACACCUUUACAGGGAUCCCUAGGAUAUCAUUUGGGUGGUGCCCCAUCACACUUUGACCCCUGUAAUCACUGUGUCACACAGAUAAGCCUAAUAUAAUACAUCACCGAGUAACACGGACUACAUCUUAAGUAAACUCAUUUGUUAAGUAAAGCCUGUAAGAAGCGUUUGUUUUGUGAACAUUUGACAUGGGCCAAACUGGAUCCAGGCAAAAACCCGAAGUGCGUAUUCUCCUACUAGGCCUUGACGGAGCCGGAAAAUCGACCCUGCUUUACAAGCUUAAAUACAAUGAAAGCUUCCACACAGUUCCAACAAUAGGAUUCAAUGUAGAAAUGAUCGAAGCAAAGAAAAGCAGGGAGAAAAUCGCCCUGACGUUGUGGGAUGUCGGUGGCCAGGAUGAGAUGCAAAAACACUGGAAGAAUUUUUACCAAGACUCGGCCGGAAUUGUGUUUGUGGUGGACUCUUCUGAUUUUAAGCGACUGGACGAGGCCAAAAGAGUGUUGGAACAGACUUUAAAGAGCGACCACCUCAGGGGACUGCCAGUCAUUGUUCUUGCCAACAAGCAGGAUAUUGAAGAAGCUAAAACUGUAAAGGAGAUCACAGAACGGUUUAAUUUGAGAAAGAUUUGUAGCGACCGAGACUGGUUCAUUCAGCCUUGUUCUUCAUUGACUGGAGCAGGUCUGGUGGAUGGUUUCCGAAGAAUGGUGCAUCUGGUGAAAAUGAAACCCGAGGACAACACCAUCAAAGAGACCAUGAAACACAUCAGAUCAAAAUCUAUGAUGUCAAUGAAAAAAUAGCCUACGCUACUUUUGUAAUUUUGUUAAUCACGCUAAUUGAAGGUAUGGUUAUACUAUUUAUUUCGAUGUGAACCAAAUGGGAAAUGUUAACAGGAGUUGCUAAAUUGUGUAUUUAAUGUGAAUGUGUUUUCUGUAAGAUCACCUCAAAGAAAAUUUCAAGAAACAAGAUGUUAAAAUGUUUUUAUUUUUUUUAAGUCACAUUGUUUACUUCCAUCUUUUAUUUUCAUUUGUAUGCAUUUACGGAGAUUAAAUUAUUCAAAUCCACUCCCUUCUUCAGAGCCCAGGAUAUCAGAAAAAUUAAGAAACAGGGCUUUUCCUGACCUCAAGCUUUUGGUCCCUUGAGUGACUUCAAGUGUAUCUGUCACUGGACUCAGAAGCUCAGGCUUCUCAGUAACAGAUGUUGUUGAGUCUUCAGAUGGGCUGAUCUGAAGAGAUCCUGAUAAUUGUGAUGUUUCUUGCUUUGGGAGCACAACUAGAGGACCUAAAGUGGUAAUCUUAUGCCAAUCUGAAGAGAAAGAUUAAGAGUUGUAAAAUCCUCCAACGUGCAAGUUUAUGAAAACAGAAACAUUAAAAUUGUGCCAACCUUU